AUAAGGUAACACCACAAACCCCUGCACGUUAUCACCAAUCCCAACCUUUGGAUCCUUUCUCACUCUAGCCCUCGACUUUCGUGUCAUCAUCCUUCAAAAAGUCUCCCCCCAUAGAAAAAGUGCUUUUCCUCACCUCUUCACCCUACCUAGCUCUACCUCCGACUCUCACCGUGAUUUUUCCACUCAAAAUUUUCAACUCAACCCUCAGCUGUCUUUUGCGUCUCAGCUUCAUGACAUCCAAUUAAACGUAGAAGCAGUGAAAGAUAUAAGAAGAAAAAAAACACGAUUAAGCAAAUGGCUUUUCACCACGACCAUCUAUCACACGAAAUCAACUUCCAACCAUUCACGGAAGAUCAACAAUUAAGUCAAAGCAGGGACAUGCAGAGGAUGCUACCAUUCUCCGGCACCGGAUCAGCGCCAACGUGGCUCAACAACGCCGCAACCCUACGGCAGCAAAAUUUCCUCCACUUACAACCAGACACAUCUCAAAACGACGACGUAAGGGGAAUAAACAUGAUGGAGAAAAUCAGGGAUCGGAACCGGACGGAAAGUAACAACACCGAAUCAGAAGAGUUAUCACAAUACAAAGCAGACAUUCUUGGACAUCCUCUCUACGAUCAGCUUCUAUCAGCUCACGUUUCCUGUUUGAGAAUCGCAACGCCGGUUGAUCAACUUCCUAGGAUCGACGCGCAGCUUCAACAGUCGCAGCGCGUGGUUGACAAGUAUUCUACACUUGCUAAUGGUGUUGUGGAUGAGAAGGAGCUUGAUCAAUUCAUGACACAUUAUGUUCUCCUGCUUUGUGCUUUUAAAGAACAAUUGCAACAACAUGUCCGUGUUCAUGCCAUGGAAGCUGUUAUGGCUUGUUGGGAGUUGGAGCAGUCUCUGCAAAGCUUGACCGGUGUAUCUCCCGGGGAAGGGACUGGUGCAACAAUGUCCGACGAUGAAGACGACCAAGCAGAGAGCAAUGCAAACUUAUACGAAGGAAGCCUAGAUGGUGGUGAUAGUCUCACCUUCGGUCCUCUUGUUCCAACUGAAAGUGAAAGAUCUUUAAUGGAACGUGUGAGACAAGAAUUAAAGCACGAGCUAAAACAGGGUUACAAGAACAAGAUUGUGGACAUAAGAGAAGAAAUUCUAAGGAAAAGAAGAGCGGGAAAGCUACCUGGUGAUACCACAUCCCUUUUGAAAGCUUGGUGGCAAUCACACUCUAAAUGGCCCUAUCCCACAGAAGAAGACAAGGCAAGGUUGGUCCAGGAAACAGGACUUCAAUUAAAGCAGAUUAAUAACUGGUUCAUAAAUCAAAGAAAAAGGAAUUGGCAUACUAAUCCUUCUUCUUCCACUGGCUCCAAAACCAAGCGUAAGAGUAGUGGUGCAGGUGAAACCAGUAACCAGAGCUUCAUGUGAAUUGACACCCUAUUUGGAACAAUGAAUAAAAGAUGACAAAAAAUCUAUAUAUUCUUAGGACAGGAGCUUAUAGUGAAAAACAUGAAACUGAUGUGGUGGAAUAUGAAUGUUAAAUCGGAAUUUAUGUUUAUGCCAAGCAGAACUGAGAAAUGAUUUUUACUUUGUCAUAUCAUAGAUAAACUUAGUUUUUGUAUAUGAGACUACUUCUUGAUAAAUUAAUCUAUGAAUCAUGGACACCUCUUAAAAUAGACGUGUCACAUGCGUCAUGUGUCCAACACCUGUAUGAAAUGUUUCCAACAAUUCA
Cicer arietinum (chickpea) is the source of this 1705-nucleotide messenger RNA. Its product is annotated as homeobox protein knotted-1-like 4. Gene Ontology annotation, cellular component: nucleus. NCBI's taxonomy places the organism in Eukaryota, Viridiplantae, Streptophyta, Magnoliopsida, Fabales, Fabaceae. Gene Ontology annotation, molecular function: DNA binding. The record is from RefSeq and is a predicted model, not a curated record. Gene Ontology annotation, biological process: regulation of DNA-templated transcription.